AUUUCUACAGAAUACUCGCACCUGGCAACACUGUAUGGCAGAAGGGCGGCUGUGUUUAACGCGUUUCAUCUUUCAUUCGGGGAGGUGGAUCCAUUUUAACGACGUCAUUCGUCUUCUGCCUGCCUACUGUUUGUAAUGCAGCUUGUCAAUACGCUAGUUUCCAAAGGAGAUCACAAGACUUGUGAUAUUUACGAGGAAACCGUGCAAAGAAUCAAACUGUUCAAAAUCUUGUUGCUGAACAAGUAACAUCGAACAAGUAAUAUCGACUGCCACGCAAAAGGUUGCAGACGAUCUGACCGCGUGGUCCAGCGUGGUCAUCCGGGACCGGAUAAUUCCAGCUGUCUGUCACAUAAAGGACAGAAGUCGACAGCUGACAAGAGGGUGAAGUCACUGGACGAGGAGGAAGAAGAAGAAGAAGUCGUGUAUAACCACAACGUUGGACGGCCAUGGCACUGGCACCAGUUCUCAAGAAACCUGGCUCGAUCAGUUCACCGUCGGCGCUUAAGGUCGCUUUUCAAGUCCCUACCGCGGAAGAAAUCGACGUAGCAGCGUCCCUGAAGGAGGCUGCUGAAAACAAUGGCCAAGGAAUGCUGUAUAGGUCGCUUAUAAAUGCUGUUAAAUCUCAGGAGACGAGCGAUGCCGCUCUGAUCCAUCUGCUGCGACGAAUCCGAAAGCACAUGCAGCUCAUUGCAAGGCACAACGACGACAUUUGUGGGGCCUUACUUAAAAUCAACCUGAUGCAAAGGAGCAGGGAGGUGUUGGACGCCUUUGCCAGACUGGCACUGGACCUGACAUCCUUGCACCCGUACUACCUACGGAACCUCGUCUUUGCAAUCUUGCGAAUCUUCAUGUCACCCGACGCGUACUCCGAAGACGCCUCCGUCGUGGACAGGGAGGAGAAGUUGGCAACUCUGCAUCAUAUCAUUCAGGAAAUAAUUCGCCUGGUACCCCUGUCUCCGAAGACGAUAGUGUCGUCCGUGGCGGAAAUGUUUCCGUACCUGAAGCACGACGGACGAGAACAAGCAUCUCUCGUGCGCCACUUGCUGCGGCUGUGCACGUAUCUUCCUGACCAGCAUCUAGAAUUGCUGCAGCUGAUAGUCCAUAAAGCUCUUCAGCUAGAUUUGCACUCUCCGAAAGAGGAAAUUGAAGAUUGUGAGGAUGAAGAUGAAGAUGAGGCAAUUUUUUCUAUGGAUGGCAACUCUAAGGAAAAGGACGCAGGAGGUCUGAAACACCCGUUAGCCGACACGCUGGAUCGGGUGAUGCUACAAGUGUACAUGUUCAUCGACGACCAGUGUGGUGUCACAGGGAAGGGCCAGGUCACAGACUGGGAGAAGACAAAGGCCUUGUUCAAGGACUUUCUGGCCAUCUUUGACCGUAUCAUUUUGCCCACGUACAAGUGCUGCCACCUACAGUUUGUCAUGUUUUACCUCAGCAGUCUCAAGCCCGCACUUCUGGAAGGCUUCCUGGACUACCUCUGGAAGAAGGUCCAGAAUCCAAAUACCGCCCCUGUCAUCCGGCAGGCUGCUGCCUUCUACAUCGGGAGUUUGUUGGCCAGGGGGAAGUUUGUGCCACUGAGCACCGUGCAGGACUGCCUAGCUCUCCUCUGCAAAUGGGCCCAUUUCUACGUGACCUCGCACGGGGAAGGAGCUGUGCAGGCCGACGUCAGGCGCCACGGCACGUUUUACGCCGUGUGCCAGACCGUGCUCUACAUCUUCGCUUUCCACCACAAGGACCUCACCGCUACGAACAAAGGUCUGCAGUUCCUGCGCAGCCUGAACCUCGAGGCGCUGGUGAUGAGUCCCCUGAAUCCCCUGCGCGUGUGUCUUCCGGCUGUCGUUCAGCGCUUUGCCAACGUGGCGCGGCACUACCAGCUGGUGUACUGCUACACCCUGUUGGAGCGCAACCGGCGCAACGCGUUCCCCGAGGCCACCGCGGAGAAUGCGCCCACGACGCUCGAGUGCUUCUUCCCCUUCGAUCCCUACCUGUUGCCAAGGACUGGAAAGUAUAUUCACCCCCUGUACAGGCAGUUUGAAGGUUCUGCUGAGGAAACGGAUGAGGAGAUGGAGGAGGAAGAGGGCAGCAUUGUGGAAGACGACCCCAAGUCUCCCGCAGGAAGCGUCGUGGACAUGUUCAGCUACGGGACGUCUCCGGGAUUUAAACAGGUCCACUCUGGUCCACUUCGGUAGCAUCCUAGGACCAAGUUAUUAAUUUAUUCUACGGCUAUUUGUUUUUGAGUGUUCGACACUGCCGACACUCGAUAAUAAAUGGUGUACAUUCAA
This is a messenger RNA of Ornithodoros turicata, 2279 nucleotides long. It is a transcript of the gene Tif-IA, whose product is annotated as RNA polymerase I-specific transcription initiation factor RRN3-like. The coding region runs from base 447 to 2186 and encodes 579 amino acids. The transcript has 14 exons. Lineage: Eukaryota; Metazoa; Arthropoda; Arachnida; Ixodida; Argasidae. Gene Ontology annotation, molecular function: RNA polymerase I core binding; RNA polymerase I general transcription initiation factor activity. Gene Ontology annotation, cellular component: nucleus. The record is from RefSeq and is a predicted model, not a curated record. Gene Ontology annotation, biological process: transcription initiation at RNA polymerase I promoter.